Molecule: messenger RNA, 1322 nt
Organism: Rhododendron vialii
Lineage: Eukaryota; Viridiplantae; Streptophyta; Magnoliopsida; Ericales; Ericaceae
Exons: 3
Coding region: 145-1098 (317 amino acids)
Molecular function (GO): folic acid binding; transferase activity
Source: RefSeq, a predicted model, not a curated record
AAGGGUGACUCAGCAGUUGCAUACAUUUAUGACAAAACAAGUGUCCUGUGUAUCAUCUUUCCAUCUCUCAUCUAUCUGGUUUCCAUUGAAACAAAAGUCAGGCAGCAAAGCUGAUCAAACAAAGCAAAGCAAAUUAAGGAGAUCAUGGAUUUCACCCCUAUUUCCAAGGACAAGAAGAAAACCACGCAGCAAUCAAUGCUGCUUUGCUGCAAGCUCUACAUCUCUGAAUCGCGAAACAAAGCAGCUAUCGACUCAAUCGAACAGGCAGCCAAGCUUGAUCCAGAAACGGUCAUUGUUAACAAGUUUGAUGACCGCGCUUACAACAGAGCCAGGUAUACACUUGUAUCAUAUGUCGCUCAUGAUAGCACAGGGUGCCCCGUUUUCAGCCCCUUGCAGCAAACGGUUCUAGCUGUGGUCGAGGCUGCCUAUGGAGCCAUCAACCUUGAAUCGCACUUGGGGGCACACCCACGGCUCGGAGUGGUGGAUGACAUUGUCUUCCAUCCACUGGCUCAAGCAUCAUUGGAUGAAGCUGCUUGGAUUGCUAAAGCAGUGGCAGCAGAAAUUGGCAAUAGAUUCCAAGUUCCAGUGUAUCUAUAUGCUGCAGCACACCCAACCGGGAAGGCUUUGGAUACAAUCAGACGCGAACUGGGCUAUUACCGGCCCAACUUCAUGGGCAACCAAUGGGCCGGAUGGGCCCAACCGGAACUUCUCCCUGAGAAACCCGAUGAAGGGCCAACCCUGGUUUCUCGAUCUAGAGGCAUUGUGAUGAUUGGGGCCCGCCCAUGGGUUGCCACAUACAACGUACCCAUCUUGUCCACAGAUGUGUCGGCUGCAAGACGGAUUGCGCAGAUGGUGAGUGCUCGAGGGGGCGGGCUCCCAACAGUGCAAACACUUGGCCUGGUUCACGGCGAGGACUCGACUGAGAUAGCUUGCAUGCUCUUGGAGCCCAACCAAAUCGGAGCUGAUCGGGUCCAGAACCGAGUUGAAAUGCUGGCGGCCCAAGAAGGGCUGGAUGUAGAGAAGGGUUACUUCACUGACUUCUCACCUGAGAUGAUCACUGAAAGAUACAUGAAAUUGAUCUCCACUGACCCUAACUAAUUGGAGAAUUGCUGUAACAUUCAACGAUGUCGUUGAAUGAAAUGAAAUCACAUUAACAAAAGCCCAAAUUGUAAGAUUUUCAGACUAUAAAUAAAUUGCGGUAUUUCUAUUGUCAGCCAAGUGCGUUGACAAUAAGACAAUAAGCACACAGGAAAAUAAGGAAAACACAUAUUUCUAUAUAUUUUUUUACACUUUUUAAUACAAAUUCACACUUGUUAUUGUCA